GCAAUUGUUUGAAUUUGUUUUUAUUUAUCAGAAGAGGAUUUUAGACUUAAAAUAUUGGUUACAGAAUUUAGUAAAAUGAAACUUUUUUUGACUUAUUUCACCCUGGUUUUUUUUAUUUGUCUCGGCGACACCUUUCCUCUCGGACCCGAGACAAGAUCAUUACGAAUGCUAGAGGGUGAAUCUCGUCCUACACAUCAUCACCACCACAACCAUCAUCAUAGUGAUGAAGAUGUGAACAGGCUCCGGAGGUUGGACCAGAUCAUCGGAAGAAUCGAAGAUGCUGCGAUCUCUAGAGAGUCGGAUGAUGAACCGAUCCCGGAUGUUGAUGCGAGUGAUCUUUCAUCUGUUGCAGAUGUUGUAUCCCUGGUAGACAACGUAGUUGACACCCCGGAUGUUAAACUGAAUCAAUUAGCGUUUCAGAUAAUCGCAUUACCGCACAAGUUUAGCCGCUAUGAUCUUAAUCGGGAUGGCUACGUAACACAAUUGGAGUUGGCUGAAUCAACGGGAACCUUACUUGAAGACUGCGCUGAUCCGUUCGAAAGGGCCGACAAAGACGGCGACGGAUUGCUGACGAAAGAAGAACUCCAUCAAGCUCCGUGGGUUUUCAAUGAGAGAGCGCGUUGACGUCACACGAAGCAAAAAUGAAGACCUUAUCCGGACGAAGGGAACUCUAUAUACAUUACAGACUGACCAAUUUUCUUCGAGAUUUUUCGCAAAUUACUGCAAUUUUCGUCACUUUCACAUCCUGCUACCGCCGCGCUGUAUAUUUACGUCACACGCGCGCGGUCGAGAUGUUAUCUGUUAAAUUGUAGAAUCGAAUGACUCACUGCGACCUAUAACGUACGCACGCCCAGAUUCGGUGCUGCGGUAGCCACACCAGUGUUUAAGCAGCUCCUAACACGGUGCCUUGGUUUUGUGGCGGCUUGUCCCGCCCAAGGCAGCGCAACCAAGCCGUGUAAUCACAUAAACGUUGAGCGCGGUUUUCUGAGCUCAAAAAAAUAUAUUCCUUCUCUUCUUGAAGCCGAAACGUCUAACGUUUAAGAUGUACGAUUUUUGUGUUGUUUUUUUCUAUUUGUACACAUAGCGUACGCGUUGUUUGCCAGCAAUCUUACGCGAUCAUCGCCAGCCACAGUAUUACCGUUGUGCAUAAUACUGUAAAAUUUUCUUUUGUACAAAAUAAAAGCUUUCACGAAAAAAA
Molecule: messenger RNA, 1198 nt
Organism: Ciona intestinalis (vase tunicate)
Lineage: Eukaryota; Metazoa; Chordata; Ascidiacea; Phlebobranchia; Cionidae
Molecular function (GO): calcium ion binding
Source: RefSeq, a predicted model, not a curated record